This is a messenger RNA of Gadus morhua (Atlantic cod), 3536 nucleotides long. RefSeq names its product polymerase (DNA directed), delta 1, catalytic subunit (gene pold1). Gene Ontology annotation, molecular function: DNA-directed DNA polymerase activity; DNA binding; nucleotide binding. The record is from RefSeq and is a predicted model, not a curated record. Bases 117 to 3437 code for a protein of 1106 amino acids. Lineage: Eukaryota; Metazoa; Chordata; Actinopteri; Gadiformes; Gadidae. Gene Ontology annotation, cellular component: delta DNA polymerase complex. The transcript is spliced from 27 exons. Gene Ontology annotation, biological process: DNA replication proofreading; nucleotide-excision repair, DNA gap filling; DNA-templated DNA replication.
AAAGACCCUCACCGGAGGUUGGUAUUUUUCCGCGCCAUCCUAAGAGGAAAUUAAAAUCGUACUGGCGGGAGUUGAUGUCAACUUUCGGUUGCUGAGACCAAGUUACUAUUAAAGACAUGGACGGAAAGAAACGAAACGCAGGGCCGCUGGCGGGCGGUGUGUCGCAGGCCAAGCGUGGCAAGCCAGGCAGCGAGUGGGAGGACAGCCCGUCCGGGUUUGAGGAAGAGCUUUCAGCCAUGAUGGACGAAGCCGAGAUGGACGGGGAAGAGCGGGAGGGACAGGCGGGCCACGGUGUCAUACCUGUCGGCGAGCUGUUCUCAGCAGACAUCAACCCUAAGUGGCGGAGACCCCCGGCCCCGCCACUAGACGCCAGCUCAGACACGCUGGUCUUCCAACAGAUCGACCUCGACUACUACUUAGGAGGCGCGGUGGAGGGAAUGCCCGGCCAAUCAAACGGCACCGUGCCCAUCAUCCGCAUGUUUGGUGUGACCGACAGCGGGAACAGCGUGUGCUGCCAUGUGCACGGCUUCGCUCCCUACUUCUACACGCCUGCGCCCAAUGGAUUCACGUCUGCCCACUUGGGAGAUUUCAAGAGAGAGUUGAACUCUGCUGUGCUGAAGGAUUUGCGCUCGAAUAAGGACAACAUCUCUGUGACUGUUCUUGCUGUAGACAUCACACGCAAAGAGAGCAUGUACGGUUACCAUGGGAGGCACAUCCAGGAUUUCCUCCGGAUCACCAUGGCGAUGCCACGCCUCAUAGCGCCAGCCAAGAGGCUCCUGGAGCAGGGCAUCAAGUUUGGACCUUUCGGCCAGCAGAACUAUCAAUCCUACGAGGCUAACAUUGACUUUGAAAUCAGGUUCAUGGUGGACUGCGAUGUCGUGGGCUGCUGCUGGAUCGAGCUCCCCAAGGGCAAAUACCGAGUCCGUCAGGCCAAGGCCCCCGGGGACAUGACCUCAGGGAACCCCAGCAUGGUGUCCUUGUGUCAGUACGAGGUGGACGUGGGCUGGACCGACCUGGUCAGCCACCCCGCUGAAGGGGAGUGGCAGCGCAUCGUGCCCCUCAGGGUCCUCAGCUUCGACAUAGAGUGCGCAGGAAGGAAGGGGAUCUUCCCGGAGGCGGACAAGGACCCGGUCAUCCAGAUCGCCUCCAUGGUGCAGCGGCAGGGCGAGAAGGAGCCCUUCAUCCGCACCGUCUUCACCCUGCAGUCCUGCGCCAGCAUCGUGGGCUCCCAGAUCCUGUGCUUCACACAGGAGAAACAGCUGCUGCAGAGCUGGGCGGAGUUUGUAAGGACCACCGACCCUGACAUCGUCACCGGCUACAACAUCCAGAACUUUGACUUCCCGUACCUGCUCAACAGGGCAGCGAACCUGAAGGUAAACCUGUUCCCCUACCUGGGCAGGAUACAAGGCAUCAAGUCGGUCCUGAGAGACUCUAACUUCCAGAGCAAGCAGAUGGGCCGGCGGGAGAACAAGAUCAUGAACAUGGAGGGCCGGGUUCAGUUCGACCUGCUGCAGGUGCUCCUCAGGGACUACAAGUUGCGCUCGUACACGCUCAACGCCGUCAGCUACCACUUCCUGCAGGAGCAGAAGGAGGACGUGCAGCACUCCAUCAUAACUGAUCUGCAGAACGGUAACGAGCAGACCCGGCGGCGUCUGGCUGUCUACUGUCUGAAGGACGCCUACCUGCCGCUGCGGCUGCUGCAGAAGCUCAUGUGCGUCAUCAACUACAUGGAGAUGGCCAGGGUGACGGGCGUCCCCCUCACCUACCUGCUCUCCAGGGGCCAGCAGAUCAAGGUGGUCUCCCAGCUGCUGCGACAGGCCAUGAAGCAGGACUUGGUGAUGCCUGUCUUGAAACCACAAGGUGGAGAAGACUACACUGGAGCAACUGUAAUUGAGCCAGAAAAAGGGUACUACAGUGUUCCCAUCGCCACCCUGGAUUUCUCCUCUCUGUAUCCGUCCAUCAUGAUGGCUCACAACCUCUGCUACACCACGCUGCUCCAGAGGGGCAGUGCAGAGAAGCUAGGCCUGUCUCCGGAGGACUUCAUCAAGACUCCAACAGGGGACCAGUUUGUGAAGAGCUCUGUGAGGAAAGGACUGCUGCCAGAGAUCCUAGAGAACCUGCUGUCUGCCAGGAAGAAGGCGAAGACGGAGCUGAAGAAUGAAACGGACCCCUUCAAGAAGCAGGUGCUGGAUGGCCGGCAGCUGGCACUGAAGAUCAGCGCGAACUCUGUGUACGGAUUCACAGGCGCGCAGGUCGGCAAACUGCCCUGUCUGGAGAUAUCCCAGAGCGUCACCGGCUUCGGAAGACAGAUGAUUGAAAAGACCAAGCAGCUGGUGGAGUCCAAGUACACGGUAGCCAACGGCUACACAGCAGAUGCUAAGGUGAUUUAUGGGGACACAGACUCGGUGAUGGUGAAGCUGGGCGUAGAGCGGGUGGACCAGGCCAUGGAGUUGGGCAGGGAAGCAGCAGAGUGGGUGUCCUCACACUUCACCCCCCCCAUCCGGCUGGAGUUUGAGAAGGUGUACUAUCCAUACCUGCUGAUCAACAAGAAGCGCUAUGCCGGCCUCUACUUUUCGUCCAGUGCUCACACGCACGAGAAGAUGGACUGCAAGGGCAUUGAGACCGUCAGAAGAGACAACUGCCCCCUGGUGGCCAACCUAAUAAACACAUGCCUGCAGAACAUCCUCAUUGAACGUGACCCCCAGGGGGCGGUAGCGCAUGCCAAGGAGGUGAUCUCGGACCUGCUGUGUAACCGCAUCGACAUCAGCCAGCUGGUCAUCACCAAGGAGUUGACCCGCACUGCCCAGGAGUACGCCGGCAAGCAGGCUCACGUGGAGCUGGCAGAAAGGAUGAGGAAGAGAGACGCAGGAAGUGCACCAAACCUGGGAGACCGAGUUCCUUAUGUCAUCAUUAAAGCGGCGAAGGGUGUAGCGGCAUACAUGAAGUCAGAGGACCCCAUCUUCGUGCUGGAGAACAACAUUCCCAUCGACACCCAGUAUUACCUGGAGCAGCAGCUGUCCAAGCCUCUGCUCAGGAUAUUUGAGCCCAUUCUGGGAGAGAGCAAGGCAGAGAGCAUCCUGCUCAAGGGGGACCACACACGCUGUAAGACUGUGCUGACCUCCAGGGUGGGUGGUCUGAUGGCGUUCGCCCAGAAGAGAAGCACCUGUAUCGGCUGCAAGGCUGUUCUCAAGACGGACGCUGCGGUGUGUGAUUACUGCAAGCAGAAAGAGUCAGAACUUUACCAAAAGGAGAUCUUCCACAUGAGGACGUUGGAGGAGCGUUUCUCUCGUCUCUGGACUCAGUGUCAGCGUUGCCAGGGUUCUCUCCACGAGGACGUUCUUUGUACCAGCCGAGACUGUCCCAUCUUUUACAUGAGGAAGAAGGUGCAGAAGGAUCUGGACGACCAGGGCAACCUGGUGGAUCGUUUCGGCUGGUGAAUGCACACCCGUUGCUUUGUUUGUAUAAAAUGCACUGUAUUUUACUUUAAUAAUGGUUUUGUAUUGGGAAGUGAAUAAUAAAUAUUUCUGGUAAAAUUG